Messenger RNA from Cornus florida, 633 nucleotides. RefSeq names its product putative FBD-associated F-box protein At5g56440. The annotation marks the transcript as partial. The record is from RefSeq and is a predicted model, not a curated record. Gene Ontology annotation, molecular function: protein binding. NCBI's taxonomy places the organism in Eukaryota, Viridiplantae, Streptophyta, Magnoliopsida, Cornales, Cornaceae. The transcript has a single exon.
AAGAAAGUGAGAAAAAUUCUCAAGAAGGUGGAUAGGAUCAGCAGCUUGCCAGACUCACUACUUGUUCACAUUCUUUCUUUCCUACCAACAAUAGACGCAGUCGGAACCAGCAUACUGUCGUCAAGAUGGAAGCACCUCUGGGCUUAUGUUCCCACUCUAGACUUCGAUGUCUACUUGCCGUUUGGAGAAUGUUAUUCAGAUAUGAACUUUGUUGAUCGUGUACUUUUCAAUCAUGAAUUGCCUUGCAUUCAGAAGUUUCGUGUGAACUGUGUGGAAGAAAAUGAUUUAUCAAGAAUAUAUACAUGGAUUAGUGUAGCCAUAAAACGUGGUGUUCAAGAACUUGAAAUCUUUAUUAAACAAGGCGAAUGGGAUUUUAGGUGCCCUUUAAGCCUCUUCACUUGCCCAACAUUGGUAGUCUUGAAACUGGGAUUUCAUGUAAGUUUAAGUACUGUUCCUCGCUCGGUCCAUUUUAAAAGUCUUAAGGUCCUCCAUGUUUCAUUUAAUUUUCCGGACAAUGGAUUGACCCAAAAUCUUUUCUGGAAUUGCCCUGUUCUUGAAGAUUUGUUUAUUGAAGGAUAUGUUUACAAUUAUGAUGAACUAACUUUCAAUCUCUCAACGCGGGCACCUCUUUAG